Messenger RNA from Rhinopithecus roxellana (golden snub-nosed monkey), 2881 nucleotides. RefSeq names its product purinergic receptor P2Y1 (gene P2RY1). Gene Ontology annotation, molecular function: A1 adenosine receptor binding; ATP binding; G protein-coupled ATP receptor activity. NCBI's taxonomy places the organism in Eukaryota, Metazoa, Chordata, Mammalia, Primates, Cercopithecidae. The record is from RefSeq and is a predicted model, not a curated record. The coding region runs from base 304 to 1425 and encodes 373 amino acids. Gene Ontology annotation, cellular component: plasma membrane. Gene Ontology annotation, biological process: phospholipase C-activating G protein-coupled receptor signaling pathway; relaxation of muscle; platelet activation. The transcript has 2 exons.
UUAUCCGCGGUGGUGCCCUGCGCGCCCUGUUGUGUAAGCUCUGCGUUGCCAGUAGUCGGAGAAGUUGCUGGCCUUCCCGAUAGCCCAAUUCGGUGGCGUCCCGGGGCGGAUUUCAUGGCCCGCGGCGAACGCGGGGCCAGAGCCGGCGUGGGCGAGCCCCUGCGCGCCCCCUCCCGCGGGGAUCCAGCUAGCCCACUCCCUUCCGCUCGCUGGCUUUUCCGAUGCUUGCUGCGCCCCUGGCCGCCGCUGCCCUCUCGCCGCCUGCUGCCCCUCGGAGCCGCCGCCUAAAUCGAGGAGGAGAGAAUGACCGAGGUGCUGUGGCCGACUGUCCCCAACGGGACGGACGCUGCCUUCCUGGCCGGUCCGGGUUUGUCCUGGGGGAACAGCACGGUCGCCUCCACUGCCGCCGUCUCCGCGUCGUUCAAAUGCGCCUUGACCAAGACGGGCUUCCAGUUUUACUACCUGCCGGCUGUCUACAUCUUGGUGUUCAUCAUCGGCUUCCUGGGCAACAGCGUGGCCAUCUGGAUGUUCGUCUUCCACAUGAAGCCCUGGAGCGGCAUCUCCGUGUACAUGUUCAACUUGGCUCUGGCCGACUUCUUGUACGUGCUGACUCUGCCAGCCCUGAUCUUCUACUACUUCAAUAAAACAGACUGGAUCUUCGGGGAUGCCAUGUGUAAACUGCAGAGGUUCAUCUUUCAUGUGAACCUCUAUGGCAGCAUCUUGUUUCUGACAUGCAUCAGUGCUCACCGGUACAGCGGUGUGGUGUACCCCCUCAAGUCCCUGGGCCGGCUCAAAAAGAAGAACGCGGUCUAUAUCAGCGUGCUGGUGUGGCUCAUUGUGGUGGUGGCGAUCUCCCCCAUCCUCUUCUACUCAGGUACCGGGGUCCGCAAAAACAAAACCACCACCUGUUAUGACACCACCUCAGACGAGUACCUGCGAAGUUAUUUCAUCUACAGCAUGUGCACGACCGUGGCCAUGUUCUGUGUCCCGUUGGUGCUGAUUCUGGGCUGUUACGGAUUAAUUGUGAGAGCUUUGAUUUACAAAGAUCUGGACAACUCUCCCCUGAGGAGAAAAUCGAUUUACCUGGUGAUCAUUGUACUGACUGUUUUUGCUGUGUCUUACAUCCCUUUCCAUGUGAUGAAAACGAUGAAUUUGAGAGCCCGGCUUGACUUUCAGACCCCAGCAAUGUGUGCUUUCAAUGACAGGGUUUAUGCCACAUAUCAGGUGACAAGAGGUCUAGCAAGUCUCAACAGUUGUGUGGACCCUAUUCUCUAUUUCUUGGCAGGAGAUACUUUCAGAAGGAGACUCUCCCGAGCCACAAGGAAAGCUUCUAGAAGAAGUGAGGCAAAUUUGCAAUCCAAAAGUGAAGACAUGACCCUCAAUAUUUUACCUGAGUUCAAGCAGAAUGGAGAUACAAGCUUGUGAAGGCACAAGAAUCUCCAAACACCUGUCUGUUGUAAUAUGGUCUCAGGAUGCUCAGCUUAAUUUAGAGUAUGUGUUAAGUACAUUGUUUCAGCGUCCAGAGAAUUUUGUGAGUGUGGAUCCAGUGAGGAGGUGAACAGUGUCUAGAAAUGCUUGUUUACUACUUGGCAUGUUUUUUUCCAAAGUGUUUCUUCUUUAGCUUCAUACAUCACAUAUGGACAUUGAUGACAUUUGAAUGCAUGCCACAUAGUACAAGAAUGAUCUUGCUAACUCCUUCCAGGCCAAAAGAAGCCUCUGGGAAGAUGUGCAAAUGGUGAAAACAUACAGAGGGUCAGGAUGAAGUAGUGAUCUCUGUUGGCUGAAAAACUGAUCAAGUCAUAUGACGAUUGAAGUAUGUUGAUAGUAAGGGCAGAAAUGUGUUGGCAUUUGGAAAAAAAGAACUGCUAACAUUAUAGAACUUACUACCUAACAAAAUUUUACACAAAAAAUAUUUUAAUGGCAAAUUCAAGGUGUUUUAUUACUUAUAAAUUAGCAUCUUUGACUCUUUGAACAUCAAUUUGUGUUUACAUUGAAAUGACAAAAAGAAGAAAUAUAGCAUGCAAGUCAGAAUUCAGAGUUAAAACCAUGAUGUUGCCACUCAGCCAGCUGUGUGACUGUUGACCCUUUCAAGACCACAGAUGGAUUAAAAAGUUGGAUGACAUCCAUUGUUGGGGCUUUGGGGGAUAUGGUAAAGCAUGAAAACUGAACAGCCAGGAGCCUGUGAAAUCUGCUACUGUAUUUUCCAGGACUUCAUUCCACUCCUUGGCUAAAAAGAAUCUUGUAAGUUUCACAGAUUAUGAUGUGGACCUGUCACCUGUAAAGUGUCUCAAUCUUCUCAGACAAGACACUGAACUGUCUUUGGAUUUUAUACAUGCCAGUGCUUAUAGCAGCUGGAAUUUGGCUAGUGACAAUAUUUAAAGAUGUAAUACUAGUUGGUAUCUAUUGAAGCUUAAACUUUGCUGGUCAAGUUGUAGCUAUUGUAAUAGUAUUUAUUGAAGAAGCUCACAGUCCUUCAGUUGUACAGAUUGAAAAACUUUCAUGAAAGAUCCAACAUACUAAUGUAAAUUAUAUUUAUUAAAAUGUAUAAUAUUAAUGUGUCAAACUGGUGUAUUUUACAAAAUAUAUGAUGCAUACAUAAAUAUACAUAAAUUGUAUAUUCCAGUGCUUUUCAAAUAGCAGUAUCUUGGAAUAUUUAAGUCUUCACAUUUUUUAGUCUAAAAUAUGAAAAUGUUUCAUGAUACAAGUGAUUAAUUUUCCCUAGAAGUGCUUUUGCAUGUUUGCCUUUUUAUUUUUUUCUGUAUAGACACAAUUUGAUAUCAGACUAUCAUAAGAUCAAUAGUGAAUAUAAAAUAUCUUAGCCAAAUGGGGUCUGUAUUGUCCACAUUUUAUAUAUUGAAUAAAAGUUUUCGUUGUCUUUUCA